Molecule: messenger RNA, 2246 nt
Organism: Monopterus albus (swamp eel)
Lineage: Eukaryota; Metazoa; Chordata; Actinopteri; Synbranchiformes; Synbranchidae
Gene: ncalda
Product: neurocalcin delta a
Exons: 4
Coding region: 1-582 (193 amino acids)
Biological process (GO): calcium-mediated signaling
Molecular function (GO): actin binding; calcium ion binding; tubulin binding
Source: RefSeq, a predicted model, not a curated record
AUGGGGAAGCAGAACAGCAAGCUCCGUCCUGAGGUGAUGCAGGACCUGCUCGAGAGCACCGACUUUACCGAGCAUGAGAUCCAGGAGUGGUACAAGGGCUUCCUGAGGGACUGCCCCAGUGGGAACCUUUCCAUGGAGGAGUUCAAAAAGAUCUAUGGCAACUUCUUCCCUUAUGGAGACGCUUCAAAGUUCGCUGAGCAUGUCUUUCGCACAUUUGACGCUAAUGGUGAUGGGACAAUAGACUUCCGGGAGUUUAUCAUCGCACUAAGUGUGACAUCACGUGGCAAGCUGGAGCAGAAGCUGAAAUGGGCAUUCAGUAUGUAUGACCUGGAUGGGAACGGGUACAUCAGUAAAGCUGAGAUGCUGGAGAUUGUUCAGGCAAUCUAUAAGAUGGUAUCCUCAGUGAUGAAGAUGCCUGAGGACGAGUCGACACCUGAGAAGAGGACAGAGAAGAUCUUCAGGCAGAUGGACACCAACAGAGAUGGCAAGCUGUCUCUGGAGGAGUUCAUCAAAGGAGCUAAGAGCGACCCUUCCAUCGUCCGCCUGUUGCAGUGCGACCCCAGCAGUGCUGGACAGUUCUAAACCUGAGGCAUCAUCAUUACCUUGCUGCUUUGGGUGACUAAAUGCCCUUAACUCUCCACUAUGGAGCAGUCUGAUGAUGAAGAAUGACAAGCUGAUAAUGAAGAUGAAAACAGGCCUUCACUUUGCCCUGAGGACUUCACAGUGGGCACAGGAGCCACAUUCUGCAGUUUCCCCCCUCGAGCCCUUCAUCCAAACCCUCCACACCCAACCGACGACUGAACCUGAAGACUGUCCAAACCCUCAGCAGGUUAUCAACCCCACUGAUUAGAAUUGACUGGACAUGUCAGAGUAUAAAGACGGUCUAUAGUAGGUUGUAUAUAUACAGUAUAAACUGGAGUCUCUGUAUCGGUGUCUUUGCUUGGCUCUCUGUGCCCUCUGAGGCUCCGGCCUGGGCAACACAGAGCCUCUCACUCUAACAUGUAUCAUAGACAGAGUGUGUACAUGAGACAACGAGAGAGCGAGAGAGAGAGAGAGAGAGAGAUGGUGUAGAACAACAGGGCUUACUGUAGGUGAAAUAUGCGAAUCUACAGAGAGGACUUGUGAAGUUCGUCCUUCACUCAGAAUGUGUACUGCUUUUACUUUCCUCUUUUCUACUGUGAGAAUGUGUGUUUGUGUAACUUGAUAGACUUUGUUUCAUAUUUCGUGCUGGGAUGACCUGAACAUGUAAUAUUAUGCUACUAUGCAUAUGCAUUCUAAUCAGUAGUUUGAUUUCGUGACAUCUCACUGAUAUAAUGAAGGAUGAAACACAUCCCUUUAUCCAUUAUCUGUUCCAGUGAUUUUUCAUGUCAGUAAGAAUAUGACAAAGAAUUUGAGUCACGAUGUGUUACUGCGCUCUAGCUUAAGGUGGAAUAGAAAACCUUGUAGAUAUUGUAAAGUGCACCUGAAUCUGUAAAGCAAGUGCCCAUCACCUAGAAUGCUCAGUUCAAAAGAAAUAUUACAAAAGUUGUUUUUUAAAUUUUAUUUUGACUGUUGCAGGAUAUCAAGCAUGCAAACCAGUUUCUUUUUGACAUUUACUAUGUGAAGAACAAAGACUCACUUCUUCACAUUUACUUUUAGAUGUUUUUAAAUGCUGCAUGUUGAGUCAGUUAGACACAGGGGUGCAUAGACUAAAUAACAUGUAUAUGACUUAUGCGCAUGUGUGUUUUUAAUGUAUGUUUUUGGCUAUCGGUGGCUAAACUGCCAGUUGCCCAUCCAGCUCUGUGCUCGCUUCUGUUAGUAUUGUCAUCAUCACUACUGCCAGUAGUUGGUGUCACUGACAGAGUAUGGCUUGCCAAAGCUGACACAUCCAGAGGUUCAUAUCAAUAACUGAAGAGGGAAACACAGAGGAGCUUUAGAAAGCCGCCGCCACAACGAACUACACACUUACUGUAAAGACAAGCUGUUCAGUGGGGCUGCUGGGAAGUCAAAGCUGAGCUUUCUUCUGUUUCACUUGAGCUCAGUAUCAAAGUCACCAUCCAGCUGGAUGCGUAAAUAGGGCCCAAACACAGAGUAUACUUCCAACUAAAUGGCAUAUACAUAAUUUAAAGUAUAUCUGUACAAUGUAUGGCAUGAUGGGUCACACAUCAGCAUAAGUGCUGGUGUCCCUCUAAUAACAUUACAUGAAUUAACAUUUUGGCCUCGUCUCUUCUCCCUCCUUUCUUGGUUCAGGUGUGAUAAAAAAAAAA